Molecule: messenger RNA, 2397 nt
Organism: Plodia interpunctella (Indianmeal moth)
Lineage: Eukaryota; Metazoa; Arthropoda; Insecta; Lepidoptera; Pyralidae
Product: serine/threonine-protein kinase sgk-1-like
Exons: 2
Coding region: 131-2305 (724 amino acids)
Biological process (GO): protein phosphorylation
Cellular component (GO): nucleus
Molecular function (GO): ATP binding; protein serine/threonine kinase activity
Source: RefSeq, a predicted model, not a curated record
UUGAAAGAUGAACGCAUGUGCAAGAAUCAUGUGUACUUCAAGAAUAUCAUGACUCGUUAUAUUUUUAUUUUAUUUUGGAGAUAUUUAAAAGGAAUUGUAACAGAUUUUGAAUGGAAUAUAUAAUUUUAAAAUGUCUAAAUCGAAAUCAGUAAUAGGCCAAACCAAAUAUACGCAGCAAGUCCAUAGCGAUCACAUACGGUAUUUAGAAAUGCUUAAAGAAGAAUUUUUUAAAACUUACGAGAAUCCUCCGAAAGAUGUUAAAAAUCUUGAUGAUUACGACCGUAUUAAGGCUAUCGGCAAUGGUGCUUAUGGUGAAGUAUUCAUAGUAAGAGACAAAAAUUUAUUUACAUAUCAUGCUAUGAAAGUUGUAGAUAAAAGAGUAGUGGUGGAAAGGGACCACGUUAAGCACUUAAUACAAGAAAAGAAAAUACUCCAGUGUGUACAGUUUCCUUUCAUCGUAUCUUUAGAUGGCGUUUUUAAAGAUAACCUGUAUUUGUUUUUUAUUCUUCCAUUUGUUGGUGGAGGAGAGCUUUUUAACUAUAUACAAAAAUAUGGCACAUUCUCUGAUAGUUUAACCAAAUUUUAUGCAAGUCAAGUUGUAUUAGCAUUGGAAUAUUUACAUUUCUGUGAUAUAGUUCAUAGAGACAUCAAGCCGGAAAAUAUUUUAGUUGAUGUGAAUGGAUAUAUAAAGCUAUGUGAUUUUGGAUUUUGUAAGAUUAUUAAGAAAAAAACAUGGACUCUAUGUGGAACCCCAGAAUAUUUAGCUCCAGAGAUAAUAUUAUCAAAAGGGUAUUCAUUUGCGGUAGAUUGGUGGGCUGCAGGUGUUUUGAUUUUUGAAAUGUUAGCGGGACAACCUCCUUUCUUUGCUUCUGAUCCAAAUAAACUGUACGAGUUUAUUUUGGAAGGUCGAUACAAGUGUCCAGAGGGUACUGAUCCAGACUGCAAGAGUUUGUUAAAAGGGCUACUAUCAGUGGAUCCAAGUAAGCGUCUAGGGUCUUUAAAAGGCGGAGUUUACGAUAUAAAGAGCCAUAGUUGGUUUAAUGACAUUUGUUGGUCCUCAAUAUUGCACAAAAGAGUACAAGCUCCAUUUGUUCCAAAAACUCAUUCACCAGGCGAUACAGGAAAUUUUCCAGACAUAGCACAACCAAUGCUACAAAAGUCAUCCCGCUGUUUUUAUGAAGAGGAAUUUCAAGAUUUUAUCGCUGUAUGUAUAUAUUUAAUGAAAACGAUAUUCGAUAAAAUUUUGUCUAAUGAUAAUAAAAAAUACAGUCAUGAGUCACAGGCCAAUCAUAAAAGAUAUUUGGAUGUUCUAAAACAGGAGUUUCAUCAGAAUUAUAGUAAUUAUUCUUCAGAUGAUAAUUCGAAGUCAGUGACAGAUUUUGACACUAUUAGAACCUUGGGCAUUGGUGCUUUUGGAACAGUGUUCUUAGUUCGGGACAAAAUGACUAUGAAAUAUCACGCUAUGAAGUCUCUUGAGAAAAAUGCCGUCGUAACAAAGAAAUGUGUUAAACAGCUUUUUCUGGAAAAGAAAAUAAUGCAGUGUGUUAAUUUUCCUUUCGUCAUAUCCUUGGAUUUUUGUUGCAAAGAUAAUCUUUACAUUUAUUUCAUAUUGCCAUUUGAACCUGGUGGCGAGCUAUUUACUCUUAUUAGAAGACUAGGCAUACUCUCCGAACCUUUGUCACAAUUUUAUGCUGCUCAAAUGGUAUUAGCAUUAGAGUAUCUGCACCAUUGUUCUGUGAUACAUCGAGAUGUGAAACCAGAAAACGUAUUUAUAUCUAUAAACGGAUAUAUCAAAUUGGGAGAUUUUGGAUUCUGUAAAGUCAUAAAAACUAGAACUUGGACUUUAUGUGGUACUCCAGAAUAUUUAGCGCCAGAAAUAAUUAUGUCCAAAGGAUAUACUAUGGCAGUCGAUUGGUGGGCCUUGGGCGUUUUGAUUUAUGAGAUGGUCGCAGGGUAUCCUCCUUUUUAUAAUUCAGAUCCUAUAAAACUUUAUGAGAAAAUUCUUACAGGAAAUUUUAAAACACCUGAAAAUAUGUCACCGCAAUGCAGGUCCUUAGUGAAAUGUUUUCUUGAAGUUGAAUCAUCUAAACGGAUAGGAUCUCUUAAGGCGGGUGUGUAUGACAUUAAAAGUCAUUCAUGGUUCAAGGAAACGGAGUGGGAUUCAAUACUCCAUCAAAAAAUGGAACCUCCUUAUGUGCCUGUUCAAAAAGAUAUUGCGGAUGCGGUCAAUUUUCCGGCAUUGAGUGAUACGAAACUGAAGCACGGCUUGGAGUGUUUGUUUGAGAAAGAGUUUGAGCAAUUUUAAGUUUUAUGUGAUGUAAAUAUAAUGUUAUAUAUUUAAUCAAUAAACUACAAGGAAUUAAGUUUAUGUUAUAUAUUUUAUUAUAAAAUUGUGAA